This is a messenger RNA of Aspergillus luchuensis, 1248 nucleotides long. RefSeq lists its product as uncharacterized. The transcript has a single exon. The coding region runs from base 1 to 1248 and encodes 415 amino acids. NCBI's taxonomy places the organism in Eukaryota, Fungi, Ascomycota, Eurotiomycetes, Eurotiales, Aspergillaceae. The record is from RefSeq and is a predicted model, not a curated record.
AUGAGCAACCCUCAUCUACGUCUUGAUACGCCCCAAUCCCACACCAUUUUCAUCCGCCCGGGCAUCGAACCAUAUACUUCGUCUUUGCCGGGUUCGGUUCGACUUGCAAGGAAGGCUUCCAUGGGCAUGGACAUGACAGAUAGUGCACGCAAUAUCACUAUUAGUCUUGUUCGAUCAGUGAAAUUCGAUGGCAAUAGCUCACCUCGCACAAACCUCAAGGGUCGCUGGCGAAAUACUCUUCGAUAUCGACAGUCCACGACAAAGCAAUUUAUAGCACCGGGCUACGAAGAGACUGUUCUGAAUUGUAUUCUUUGGUCCGCACUUGACAAACUCGAGUCGUGUCGGAAUACAGACACGGAAGAUGGUGUGGUAUACUACUUUAAUAUUCCGGUGCCGAACUGCCUCCCUCCAACGAUGAAAACCGAGCUCGGGUCAGUCAAUUACUACCUCAAGGCCACGAUUGACCUUGAGUCUGGCCGCAAACUGAGUGUGUCCAAGACCCUUGACAUCCUUUAUCGCUUGAUACAACCAACAUCCUUCCCCAGCAAUUAUUCUCGACGGUUCACUGCCUCCCCUCUGAUGAUCCAAACUACGAUAUCACGGCAACGACCAAAAGACGCGACUACCAAAGCGAUGUUCUCCGUGGAGCUAGCAAUUCGGAAUUUGCUGACACCAGGUGCCAGAGAUGGUGAAAUGAAAUAUAUAGCUAUCUCAGCAAUCAAGUGGAGGGUCGACGAAGUAGCUAUGCGCCGUAAUAUAGCCCAUUGUGAGAUGCAGGCCUUUGCUAACACUACAACGACGUCGAAACGGUCAUUGAUAGAAGGAAAGCUCGAACCCCGAUGCCCGAAAGUCAUAUUGAAUCGCUCGGAUCAGAGCUGCCUGCGUGAUGGCUGCUUACGUGUCGACUUCGAAAUCAGGAUUCCGGAAAGUGCAAAUGCUGCAGACGAAAUCUGUGAGAGUUACUGCGGCGGUGACGAUCCACGGAAUAUUUUUCCACUGGCCGAUCUUCCAGGAAUUGCUAUCAACCACGAAUUGAAGGUCGAGCUUAUAACCCGGGAGGACACCUUUAGUGGUAGAACGAACAAGAAACUGGACCGGAAACCCAUCGCUAAGUUGUACGGUGCAAUAUUUCCGCUGCGAAUACACAAGCUUGCCAAUGAUGUCGACACGAUGGAGACAUAUUGUCUCGACGAGCCUCCGGCAUUUGAUGUGAUCCAACAGAUGCUACCCCCGAAAUACGAACCAUAA